AUGUGGACACAUGUGAAGGCUUUUAAGUUAAAACUGAGACACUUUGCUCAGCAAGCAGGUGAAGGCAAGUUCUGCCAUUUCCCUUUGCUAGGAAAACAGAUAGUGUCUGGGAAUAUAGCAACCAAAGUUAAGGGCUAUUUCAAGAGCUUGGAGAAAGAAAUGGAAAGACGAUUUAAAGAUUUUAGUAACACUGAGCCAGAAUUUAAUAUUCUGACUUAUCCAUUCACUGCUGAUCCGGGUGCAGCACCUGAUGAGCUGCAGUUGGAGCUGAUCGACUUGCAGUCAGAUCACGCCAUGAAGGAAGCGUUCAGUUUUGCGAAACUAGUGGAUUUUUACAAAUCUUUGUCUGCUGACAAAUUUCCUCACCUGAGGAAAUUUGCAAUGAAGAUGUUUUCACUGUUUGGAUCCACGUACAUAUGCGAGCAAAGCUUUUCGUGUAUGAAAAUUAACAGGAACAAAUACAGAGGCUCACUGACUGACACAAACUUGGAGGCAGUCCUGAGGAUAUCUACCAGCAACUUCAAUCCAGACUUUAAAUGGAUUGUGAAAAUUUGUGCAUUUGUCCCAUUAAACUGA
Pomacea canaliculata is the source of this 576-nucleotide messenger RNA. Its product is annotated as general transcription factor II-I repeat domain-containing protein 2B-like. The coding region runs from base 1 to 576 and encodes 191 amino acids. The transcript has a single exon. Gene Ontology annotation, molecular function: protein dimerization activity. The record is from RefSeq and is a predicted model, not a curated record. Lineage: Eukaryota; Metazoa; Mollusca; Gastropoda; Architaenioglossa; Ampullariidae.